Geodia barretti is the source of this 1974-nucleotide messenger RNA. The record is from the annotation of a GenBank genome assembly. Lineage: Eukaryota; Metazoa; Porifera; Demospongiae; Tetractinellida; Geodiidae.
UUCCCCGCAUGUGUAGUAUGCGGUUUCCACGUACGCAUGCGCAACAUUUAGUGGGUGGGGCUCAGGUAGAAAAUGGCGUCUCGUACGGUUCUGCCGGUGCUUCUGCUGCAAAUUUGGCUGCUGCUGACUGGAGUUUCGCAGAUAUCUGCAAUUCAGUGCGACGUGAAGGACUAUGGAGCGAAGGGAGACGGGAAAAGCAACGACACGGACGCCUUCAUCAAAGCAUUUCAAGCCUGCACCGAAAAAGGUUAUGCUACGUAUCCAUGAGGCUGCACGAAUCGGCCAUGAAAAGAGAUUUUCUUCUGUAGGUGAACCGUCCAUGGUGUACGUCCCCUCUGGCAGCUACAGUCUGUGGCCACUCGUGUUUGAGAAGACGGAGUGCAUGGAUCUCUUCUUCAACGUGACUGGUGAGCUGGUGGCCCCCAGCAACCCUGCAGACUACCGCUGGGUCAGGAACGAGAGCUUCCUUCUCUUCAAGGAGUGCGAGAACCUAACCAUCCACGGCUGGGGGUUGGGGUCAGUGGAUGGGCGGGGCCAGGAAUGGUGGGAGAUGUACGAGAAACUUGAGCGACCGAAACUGUUGAUUCUGGACGACAGUAAAAAAGUUUCGGUCAAAGACAUCCAUCUCAUGAACAGCCCCAUGUUUCACAUAGUCCCCGAAAACAGUGAGGACGUCCUGAUAGAGAAUGUAUUGAUCACUGCCCCUUCUAACAGUCCCAACACUGACGGAAUAGAUCCUUCGGGAUCCCGACACGUCGUGAUCAGAAACUGCACCAUUGGUACAGGAGACGAUAAUGUGGCCGUGAAACCUGGCUGUCAGGACGUUCUUGUCGAGAACUGUCUGUUUCAGAGUGGCCAUGGCUGUUCCAUUGGAUCCAUUGAGAGCACCGGUGUGCGAGAUGUGGUCAUGAGGAACAUUUCUUUCGUUGGGACAGAGAACGGGGCGCGGAUUAAGACAUGGCAGGGAGGCAGUGGUCUGGUGGAGAAUAUCAGUUAUAUCAACCUCAAGAUGAGCAACGUCGGGUUGCCUAUCAAGAUAAACAUGUUCUACUGCCCUGACGGAGGCUGCCACAACCAAACUAAAGGUGUGACAAUCAAGGACAUUCUGUUCAGUGGUAUAGAGGGGACCCAGAGUGGAGGCGUGGCAGGCCAGCUGUACUGCAGUGACACUGUCCCAUGUACCCACAUCAAGAUGGAGAACAUUGACAUCCAGUCUGUGAGCACAGGGGAGCUGUGGGGCAGUGGAAACAGGUUUGAGUGCUGGCGAGCGUUCGGCGAGGCUAGCAACGUCAACCCACCCUCUUGUCUCAUCCCCGACAAACUUUUAAAUUAUGAUUGAUCAUAGUUUGGAUGUUUGAUAUAAUAAUUGUUUAAAAAUUGUUGUGACCAGUCUAAUUAUUGCAGUCAGCUUGCAAGGACACACCUCUCUUCUCUUCCCUCCCUCUCCGGUCCGCCAUUCCAAUGGUCCCUCUUCUCUCUUCUCACCUUCCCCUCCUCCCUCCUCUCCCUCUCUCUUCUCCAUCCUCCUCCUCCCCGUCCCCUGCCUCCCCCUCUCCUCAACUGACCUCCACUAUUAUGACCAAUCUCACUAGUCCCUGUGGCCACACCCAUCUGCCCCACCCCAUCUCCAAACUCCACCCUCUCAGUCCUCUUCUGAUUUCUACUCCUCCAAUCUCUGGAAGCUCCUCUUGACUGCCAGUGGCAGGUUCCCAUACCAGGGUCCCCAGUUCUGGAUCCAGAACAUGGGUCUUGGGUUCUGUACUUGGUUCUUGGUCCAGAGUCUCUGUUACCGCGAGGUUUCCCACGUUGGGAGCCUCGGUAGCUGGUGGAUCCAGAACGUGGGUUCAAUGCCAUUCUUGGUUCAGAACUGGAGUUGGGAGAACUGGAUUCAGCGCUUUUGGAGUAUCGAGAACUAGAGUGAGCGGUUCUGGAGUCUUGAGAACUGGAGUGAGUGGUUCUGGAGUCUUGAGAACU